AACAACCAACCGCGGCCCUCUGUCCCAGUGUGAACGGACUGAAUGGAGUGAACUAAAGACUAGAUUUGAAUAUCCCGCCCUGCCAGCGGACUCCUCCGAGCUCCGCCGAGGCGGAGAGUCACACCGCUCUCCCCUCCUGCACAGUCAGUAGUGCGUCUGGAAGCUCCGCUGACACGGUUCUCCGAAAGCGAACUAUCACGGGAACACUUAAAGGCAACUUCGGUGUGUCACACAGCUUCGUUUUACACCCAGGAACCGAGGCAGAAGUGUUUUCCUUUCCACGAGCGUUUUAUCCAUUUCCCCCCCUUUUUUUCCUGGACAUGUGUCGCUUGUGGAACUAGGAGCGGACAGCGCUGCACACCGAAGCCGGGAUGAGUGGGAGCUCCGCGGUGUCCGGCACGGCGCCCUGCCGCUUCGCCCACUACUUUGUUAUUUGUGGGAUAGACACAGAAACUGGACUGGAACCGGACGAAUUAGCAGCUUUGUACCAAUGGCUAGAAGCAGACCGCCAAGGCAGGGAUCCUGAUGCUGCAGCCACAGGUGAAAACUUUGAGCAGAGCCCCCUGAAGAGGACCUUCAAGUCCAAAGUUCUGGCACGCUACCCUGAGAAUGUGGAGUGGAACCCCUUCGACCAGGAUGCCGUCAACAUGCUGUGUAUGCCUAAAGGCCUGUCGUUCAGGACACAGGCGGACCAGCGUGACCCACAAUACCACUCCUUCAUCAUCACGAAGGAGGAUGGCUCGCGGACCUACGGCUUCGUCCACACCUUCUACGAAGAGGUGACCAGCCCACAGAUCUGCUCUGCCAUGCAGACCCUCUACCAGAUGCACAAUGCAGAGCACGCCUCCGCCAACCCCCCUUCCUCCUCCUCCUCCUCAUCAUCCUCCUCUUCCAGCAUGGACUCUCUGGCCAGCAGUUUAGAUGAGGCUGACUCCCCCACCUCUUCAUCUUCAUCCCGCAGGGCGGGUGGCUAUGACUCAUCCCGGGACACCCUCUACGUGUCCAAGGCCUUGUGUCUGAUUGCACCCAUGCCCUUCAUGCACGCCUGCCGCCGCUUCUUGUCGCAGCUGCACAAGGCUGUUACCUCGGCCACUGCCCCCCCGCUGCCGCUAGAGAGCUACGUUCACAACAUCCUGUACGAGGUGCCGCUGCCCGCUCCGGGGCGCUCUCUCAAGUUCCACGGUGUGUACGAGCCCAUCAUCUGCCAGAGACCUGGGCUGGGGGAGCUGCCGCUGGCUGACUUCCCCCUCGCAGAAGCCUUUACGCUGCUGGGAGUGGAGAACCUGGUCCAGGUGUUCACCUGCACCCUGCUGGAGAUGCAGAUCCUGCUGUACUCACAAGACUACCAGCGGUUGAUGACAGUGGCCGAAGGCAUCACCACCCUGCUGUUCCCCUUCCAGUGGCAGCACGUCUACGUUCCCAUCCUGCCCGCCUCUCUCCUCCACUUCCUGGAUGCUCCUGUUCCCUACCUGAUGGGCCUGCAGUCCAAAGAGGGCACCGACCGCUCCAAACUGGAGCUUCCCCAGGAGGCCAACCUAUGUUUUGUGGACAUUGACAACCAUUACAUCGAGCUUCCAGAGGACUUCCCCCACUUCCCCAACAAGACCGAGUUCAUCCAGGAGCUCAGCGAGGUGCUGCUUAGUUUUGGCAUACCCACCAACACAGGAGCUCCACCACGGACCCGCUCCAGUCCCGGCAGUACUCCCGGCAGCGCCCCUUCAACCCCUGGCAGGGAGCGCAAGACUGUCGCUCUCCGGCAGCUGGAAGACGAUGGGCGUAACGGCAACCUGGCUGGGGAGGAGCUGGCUGUGCUGGAGCUGCUGCAGGGAAACGCCACCCUUGAGAGACUGCAGGCGCUCACCAAACGCACUGGGGUGACGGUGGCCCGCGUGGAUGCCCUGAGAGCCGGAGUCAAAGCUCAGAGCAUUGAGGGGCAAGGGGGCAGGACAGCGGCUGAAGAGGAGGAGCUGAAGAACGCCAAGCUGAACGUCCAGCUGAGGGAGGUGUUCGCCAGCCGCUUCACCACCAUGUUUGCAGACUACGAAGCCUUUGUCAUCCAGAGCGCCCCAGACCUGGAGUCCUGGCUCACUAACAGGGAGCAGAUGCACAACUUCGACAAGGCCUCGUUCCUGUCUGACCAGCCGGAGCCCUACCUGCCCUUCCUCUCCCACUUCAUCGAGACACAGAUGUUCGCCACCUUCAUCGACAACAAGAUCAUGUCCCAGUGGGAGGAGAAGGAGCCACUGCUCCGAGUCUUUGACGCUCGCAUCGACAAGGCCCGCCUCUACAACGUCCGUGCUCCCAGCCUCCGAUCUUCCAGCUACCAGAGGUGCUCCAUCCUCAAGGAGUCUGCUCAGGCCAUCGAGCAACGACUGAUGAAGAUCGACCACACCGCCAUCCACCCGCACCUGUUGGACAUGAAGAUCGGUCAGGGCAAAUACGAGCAGGGAUUCUUCCCCAAACUGCAGGCCGACGUGCUCAACACGGGGCCGACCAACAACAAGUGGUCUCAUAGGACAGCAACAGCUCAGCGAAGGAAAGACCGCCACAGACAGCAAACAGAGCACCUUACCCUCGACAACGACCUGAAAGAGCAGGUGGAGGGCUGUCUGGUCCUGCAGAACUCCAUGGCGUUUUGGGAGUGGGACAAUGCGUCCCUUCCGCCUAUCAAACCUCCUAAAAAAUCUGCCUCUGCAUCCUGUCUGAAGUACAUGCAGGAGGCCCGUAGCCUGGGGAAGAACCUUCGACAGCCCAAACUGUCUGAUCUGUCUCCUGCCGUCAUCGCCCAGACCAACUGGAAGUUUGUGGAGGGGCUGCUGAAGGAGUGUCGCAUGAAGACCAAGCGUAUGCUGGUGGAGAAGAUGGGCCGGGAGGCAGUGGAACUGGGCCACGGUGAGGCCAACAUCACCGGACUGGAGGAGAACACUCUGAUCGCCAGCCUGUGUGACCUGCUCGAGAGGAUCUGGAGCCACGGGCUGCAGGUCAAACAAGGGAAGUCGGCCCUGUGGUCCCAUCUGCUGCACUACCAGGCCCGAGAGGAGAAGCUGGAGCAGCAGGCAGAGUCACCAGUGUCACAUGUUCCUGAGAGGAGGAAGUCCGAUUGUUCCAUAGCGAUGCCGUCUCUUCGCGUGUCUCUCAUACAGGAUAUGAGGCAUAUCCAGAGUAUGUCAGAGAUAAAGACGGAUGUGGGACGAGCGAGAGCCUGGAUCCGCCUGUCCCUGGAGAAGAAGCUCCUCUCUCAGCACCUCAAACAGCUGCUGUCCCGACAAGCCUUAACUAAGAAGCUGUACAAGCGUUAUGCCUUCCUGCGCUGUGAGGAGGAGAAGGAGCAGUUCCUCUUCCACCUGCUCUCUCUCAACGCAGUCGACUACUUCUGCUUCACCAGCGUCUUCACCACCAUCAUGAUCCCGUACCGAGUCGUCAUCAUCCCUAUCAAGAAGCUGAGCAACGCCAUGACCACCUCCAACCCCUGGGUGUGUGUGUCAGGAGAGCUGGGAGACUCGGGCAUCAUGCAGAUUCCCAAGAACGUCCUGGAGAUGACCUUCGAUUCUGCUUUCAGGCCUCACACGCACAUCUCCGCCUUGUUCAAGUGUCAGAACCUGGGGAAGCUGACCACCGUGCAGCUGGGUCAUGAUAAUGCUGGACUCCUGGCUAAAUGGCUGGUGGACUGUGUAAUGGUGCGCAACGAGAUCACAGGACACACCUACAGGUUUCCAUGCGGCCGGUGGCUCGGUAAGGGCGUGGACGACGGCAGCCUGGAGAGGGUCUUGAUCGGUGAGCUGGUGGUGCCCAGCGGAGAGGAGGAUUCUGGGAGAGGCUGCCGCACUCCCCCGCUGCAACGCUCGCCAUCCCAGACCAGACGCAUCAGCAUCACAUCUCUAUCAGGACGAGGAUACAAACUGACUUCAGGCCAAAUUCAAGAGGCCAUCGGGGAGGCUGUGAACAACAUCAUCAAACAUUUCCACAAGCCAGAGAAAGAGAGAGGCAGCCUGACCGUCCUGCUGUGUGGAGAGAACAGCUUGGUGGCAGCUCUGGAACAGUUCUUCCAUCAUGACUUCAAGUCUGCCCGGCUCUUCCAGAAGACCGUGUUUGUGUGGGACUUUGUGGAGAAAGCUGUUGCCUACAUGGAGUCAGCUGACCAGAUGGGGGACCUUCAGGAGACGGCAGAGCCCCUGGGGAUGACCUGUCAGUCACUCUGUCACUAUGUCAACGCCAUCAACUCCACCCCCAGGAACAUUGGCAAGGAUGGGAAGUUCCAGCUGCUGGUCUGCCUCGGAGCCAGAGACCGUCUGCUGCCCCAGUGGCUCCCCCUGCUGGUGGAGUGCCCGGUGAUCCUGCGGAUGUACGAGGACACGGCCCUGCUCAGAGACCGCACCACUGUCAACGCCCUCAUCGGAGUCCUGGAGACGCUCCACGACUUCCCCAUUACACUGGAAGCCUCGCUGGUCAAAGGCAUCGACCUUUAACCCCAGGAUGGACCAACAGGCUGCCACAUGUCUACAUCCCCCUCACUACCACCAACUUCACCCACUCUUCCACUUGUAGCCAGUUACCUCUGGGAUUGAGGAGAGGGAGAGAGGACGUGAGGGACAAGAAAUUAAAACUGACGAGGGGUUUGGUUACCAAAGCAAAAAGUUCCACUGCUUCAUGUGAGAGACAUCAGGGCUUUGGAUGCAGUAUUAUUACCCCACCUGUGGCUCUGAAAGACCCUUUUUAAUGAAAUUACAACCAGUGCUUAGUCACGUUUUAAUUCAUUAACUACAAAUACUUCACAUUACAGUUUUCCAGAACAUGCCAUUAGCUUUCAGGUUGAUUUCCUGCCUUUCAUGCAGCCUAUGGUUACACUGCUUUUCAUUACACUAAACGUGAAGCAACAUAAAGCUUGCUGGAGAAAUGCAAUCCGUAACAGUAUUUUUUAUUUUUUUCUCAUCAUCAUCAAAUCCCAUUCCAUACCCUGACACAGUGCUUGGAAGGAAGGAAAUUAAUCUGGAUAAUUUAAAGUGCGCUGAAAGUUGCAAACACACACUGAUAUAAAGAUAAACAGGAUGAAAGACUGCAAAACCACCCGUGUGGUUCUUUAAAAUGUUAGUAGCAGCAGCAGUAGACAUGUGCCUGUGUGCUAGCUGUCUAGCCUAGCCCUCCUUCGGUAGGUACAACUAGAUGCGUUAUAAACUCUCUCUCUUUGCUUGUAACUGGUGAGUACAGCGCCACUACCCCCACACCCUAGUUAGCGUUAGCAAGCAUGCCUGCGGGAUGUGGAAAGAAGAGACGACCUCAGGAAGAGAGACUGAGUGAUCGCUGACACACUGGAACCAGGAUUAUGGCAAAGAUGGCGAUGUGACCCUCUUUCUUUUAAUUCUCUGGACUCGCGUUGGGCAUUUUCUCCGCUUUUAUCCUGUGGAUGAGUCUCAGUGAUGCAGUUCAGAGUCAGGAGCCUUACCUGUGGCUGCAUGGACAUUCCUACCAAACUACAGGCAUGGACCUGGCUGUUCUAAAUGCUGUGUCUGACUAUGUGUGUGUGUGUGUGUGUGUGUGUGUGUGUGUGUGUGUGUGUGUGUGUGUUUGAGUGUGUGUCACAUUUCAAGGAUGUAUGUGCUCUGGUGUGUUUGCCCUCAAUUUAUUUUUAUAUCUUCCAAUUUAAAGUUUUCAAAGUGAUCAACUGGUUUCUGUAGUGUACUGUAAUACUUGUGUGUGUGUGUGUGUGUGUGUGUGUGUGUCCUGGUAAGAGUGUGUGAUUCAUGUUCUAAUUAGUUUGCCAAUAUCGUCACUUCAGGAACAGCUAAAUAAAAAAAUUCAACCAAAUAAUCCGAACUGAAGGUCCACUCCGCUUUUUCCAGUGCUCUCAACCGCAUUGUGUCACACGAUGUAAGUAGGGAAGUUUGUGGUUGAAAGCUCUGGCAAAGGCUAGAAAGUGGACCUUGGGCUCAGAUUUUUUUGUCAAACUACCAUUCCCAAGAUCAAGAUUGAACUUUUACACAAGCAAGCUAAAUGUUCCUGUCUACUAACGGAACAUAUAAUGCACCAUUCAUGUCAUAUGGCAUGUGGAACUACAAGCUCCCAACCUUGAAAUUGAGAAAAUUCCAGGUCAUAAAUACAGAUUGUCAACCAGGAGGUCAGAAAUCUCAAUUCUUUACUUUCUGCUAGAUGAAAAAUAGGAAAUGUCCCUUUAAAUCCAGACAUUCAUUCGGACGUUCUUUCUUAAAUCCUGCUUCACAAUGUGACAUCAGUGCAUUCAUGUUGUAUGCAACAAUGUGUGUGACCCUUUCUAGAUUGAUUUUCAUCAGGAAUAGUUCAACAUUAUGGAAAAUGAACUCUUCCUUCUAGAAGGAGAGAUAAGAAGAUUGACAUCCAGCUCGUGUGUGUGUGUGUUAGGAGUGUUAGGAGCUGGAGGCAGGACGUGGUUAGCUUAGCUUAAGAAGUAGUCACUGUGCCUGUCUGACUGUUGUCUGCCAAGAAAUUGUUCCAGUAUUUUCGUCCUCCUUAAACUUUCAGAUUUCUGUUUAUACACAGGUUAAAAACCAGAUGUGUUAUGUAUCUAACACAUCUUUAAAGUUGUUCCUGUGCAUAUUGCCCCUGCUUCCAGUCUUUACACUAAGCUAGGCUAACCACAUCCUGACUCCAGCUCUGUAUGGAAUGCACAGACAUGAUCCAUCUUUUGAAUUCACUCUUGGAAAGAAAGCAAAAAAACAUACUGAACUAUAUAUAAGUUUGUUAAAGCUGUACAAUGACAAUUGUCUGGUGCAAACUAACAAUAUAGAGCAAGUGUCAGAGUUCAAACUGAUGAAGGUGUUUAAUGUGCAGGUUGUGGAAAGGUAUAAUAGCUGGAGUAAUGACAUUCUAAAGGAUAAGGUUGGAGUUAUCCUGUAUUCUUUGUUGUCAACAUUUCACAUAUGAAGUUUCUUAAUACUUUAUUACUUCCCUACCCUGGUUGUAAAAGUCUUUCAAACCACAUCCCAAGUAUAUAGUUUAAUUUAAAAGGCUCAGUCAUUUUGUGAAGCAGCUGGUCACUGUAGUUUUUUACAAACUUCACUCAAACAGGAGGAAAUAGUGCAUCUUUAGGGGACUAUUUUCAGUGGAUAAUUCCAGAGUUGGUUCACAAGUGGGCAUUUACUGCCCUAGGGUUGUUUGUUUUUGGGGUAUUUCUGUGGGAUUUGUUGACAAUAAAAAAAACUACAGAAUAUUAGCCUUUUCCUUUGAAUUAAGUUUUAGUUUAAAAUGGAUUCAUUUAAGAUCUGUGUGACGCUACAAGCUAGCUGUUCUAACUGUUAAUUCCCAUAUUACAUGAAAGCAACACAACCUCUAUCAGGUAUAAAAGCAAGGAACAGGCUCUAUGUUUUCAUCUAUGAUAUUAAGGAAUUAAAUUGAACCCCCUUCUCCUCCAAACACACAAACUGCCAACAGAACCGUGUGGAAACUCUAAUAACUAUUGUUCUCAGACGGAUUUUUAUUCCCCCAUUAAACUUUUGCUGCAUGAGAGAUUUUGCCACUGUUGCCACUUACCGCUGUCUAAAUAAACCCUUUCUGAGGAGUGGUGUAAAUAUUCUCAUUAGUGCAUGUUGAGAUUUAGACUGAGCUGUAUUUAUUGUGACCCUCUCUAAUUAACGCUAGAUGAGUUUUGAUAGGACAAAAAGUGGACAUCUUUGCAACCCCAGUUCCCCGUAGUAUGUUCACUGUUCCCUGUAUUGAGUCUGUGAAGGACGCAGCCUGUCAUGGUUUGUUUUGAAUGUCUUGAUUUCGUGUAUUUAUUAAUUUAGUAUUAAUCCGCGGCAGGCUGACAGCAGCACUGGUAUUUUAAUGUUGGUGAAGCCUGUGGAAUAACUGGAAACAUUCAUGUCUUUAAAACGGAAACCACUAUUUCCACUUCAUGUGUUUUUAUCGUGUUUUAACCUCUGUGCUCCUGCUGCUGUGCCCCCUGAUCCCUCACCUACAGGACUACCCACAGCUCCAAAGCACAGUAACGGAUUCCUCUGUCUCGUCCUGGAUUUGUUUGUGUACAAAGUCUUUGCUGGACUGACUUCUUGGAGGCUUUGGGGACGAUUGAAAGUCCUCCGUAGACUACUGCACAUUUUGCUUACUGGGUGGAUUUGUUACAUGAACGUGUCGUGUGACGAGUGGUAUUAUUAACCCUGAGUGGAUCUGCUCAAACAGGAAACAGGAAAUGUGACAGCCAUGGCAGCGGUGGCUGCAUUUCCUGCUGCUGGCAAGAUCGCCACCGGACAAAUAGAGUCUUGUCUGUGUUGGACUGACUACUCUGUUCUGAUAUUUAUUAUGCCUAUUUCAAUAAAAGCACCCACUGUA
Molecule: messenger RNA, 8298 nt
Organism: Dicentrarchus labrax (European seabass)
Lineage: Eukaryota; Metazoa; Chordata; Actinopteri; Moronidae
Gene: dennd5b
Product: DENN/MADD domain containing 5B
Exons: 24
Coding region: 372-4466 (1364 amino acids)
Molecular function (GO): small GTPase binding; guanyl-nucleotide exchange factor activity
Source: RefSeq, a predicted model, not a curated record